GGUUGUGGAUGCGCAUUGGACAGCGAGAAAUCUAUCGCGAGUACUAGUCAACGUUCCUGGAUCGUAUCGUCAGUAUGCGGUCGCGCAUUCCAUGCGAAAACACCUGUUUGUUGUUUUGAUUUCUCUAUCGUUUUUUCGGUCCUAAAUCGCGUUGAAUAUCACAUAUUUAUUCAUUUGUCUAACGUCUAAAAUAGAAAAAGAAACUUUUAAUCAUAAUUAUUAAAUAUUUUAAAAAAAUAAAUACAAACAUUAAUUUAGAGAAUAUUUAUAUUUAAUAUUCUUGAAUUAAAGUAAGAAGGAAAAAAGGGGAAAAAAAAAGAAAGAACAAGAAAAAUAUUUUGAUUAAGAGAUUUUAAAAAAUAAUUAAAUAUUAAGAAAAAUAAUUAAAAUAAAUAUAAUUAAAUAAAUGAUUAAUAGAAUAAUUUUGAAAUUAUCGAUUGAGAUCGAAGAAAAGGAAGCAUCGUUAAAUGCAUAUUGGUAUAUCCGUGUGAUAAACGAGAAAUAAGAACAAAGAUAUUGUGGAGGAAGAAAACGAAACAUAAACAGAGAGAAAGAGUGAAGGAGAAGAAGAGUUUUAACCGCGAGAGAGGAACGUCCUCGUGAUUUCAACCACGUGUAUCUCGUGGUCCUCGUUUAAACACGCAGGAAGAAAGAAAAAUUGAAAAAAGGAAAAAAAAGAAGAAAAAGAAGAAAAAGAAGAAAGGAGGAAUACGAAAAUUUUUUCCAUUAAUAACAUUCAACGGAAAUGAAUAACGACAAUGAUCGAUCGAUCAAUUGUACUUGAUAGAGGCGAAAGAAAAUCAUUUGAAUCCGAAAUGAAAAAGACGAUGAUCCGAUAAUGUUUAGUCGUAGUCACAGUAAGACAGGGAUGUGCAACUAGCCCCUUCCCCGCUCAUAUCUUUAUAUCGAGACUGAAUGGACAGAGAGAGCAGCCUCCUCUAUGAGAUAAUACGCCUGGUUGUACCUAAGUCAUUCAGGCCUGAAGUCGGAUCCAUCGAAUCGCGAGAGAUCGCGCGAGGUGAGGGUGGACACCGUAGCCCCUGCAGUCAUGCUCACCAUACAAAACGACAUGUCGCCGCGUAAUGGCUCGUGCGUGGCGGAAGUAAGCUCGGUGAGGAGUCUUUCGUCGGACGAUGUCUCGGCGACGAAGACGAACCGGAAGAAAUCCUGCUGGGCACGUGCUACGGAUCCGGCUCAUCGCCGUGGACGUCGAAUUCAGUUGUUGCAGAUGUUGGUUUUGCCAUUCAUACCGAUCCUAGCAUUGAUCGUCCAGACAGCUAAUACCCUCCACGAUAUCUUGAUCUAUCGGCAGGAGGUCUCUGACAUCGAAACGCAGGUAACAAUCGCCACUGAUUUGGGCAAGGUUGUCACGCGGAUGCAGCUCGAAAGAUCCGAGGUUGCAUUCUUUAUUUACACCAAUGGCAACACUCUAAGGUCAAACUUGACGCAGAGGUUCGCCAUAACUGAUCAAGCUCUUCAUAACAUGACUACGUGGCCCCUGGUCUCGGUGCCGAGGGAUGAGAGCAAGACGCAAGCCUAUGACGUGGUCAGCAAAGAGGCUUUUCAAGCACGCCUCGAGGAUUUCAGGCAGAAGAUAAGUUCGGAAGAGAGCAGCAUUACCGAAGUGAUGACAUGGUACACGAGCGUGAACGCGGCUAUGUUAGACCAUCUAACUAAUCAGAUCAAAGAAACGGAUAAUAGCGGAGUUUGGAGGUAUUUGAUAGCUUUUAAAAAUUUACUGAGAAGUAUCGAGAGUUUGGGUAUUGCUUCCGUGUACGGAAUCAAUUACUUUGGGCGUGGAAUCCUUCUGGGGGACAAUUACGUCAGCUAUGUUCGCCACGAAGCACUUGGACGUGAUCUCCUCAAUGGAUCUCUCACAUACGUGCCUUCUCUCAAGCAUUUUUACGCCGAACUCACCCGCACCAUGCCAGAUUACGGGAGGAUUAAAUCCAGACGAGAUGAAAUCCUCCAGAACCGGAAGAGGGAACCGAAUGUCGAAGACGCGAUCGCUUAUUUCGAUUCAAUGGCGACUUACGUGGACGAACUGCGAAAACUUCAGAAAGAAUUACGCCACAUGAUUAGAGAUUAUGUGAACUCGACUUUACAAGACGCAAGUAACAAAGAAGCUGCUGGGAUAGCUAUAGUUGUGCUAGUGUUGGUCGUCUCUCCCAUCAUUAUAAUACUAGUGCGUAACGCGGUUGCGACGAUUCAAAUGUAUGCAGCUAAUCUGGCGCAGAAAGCCCGGGAACUGAAACAAGAAAAAGGAAAAAGCGACACAUUGCUUUUUCAAAUGUUGCCACCCAGCGUUGCUCAACAAUUGAAACAAACCCAACAGGUUCCAGCAGAAUAUUACGAAGCAGUGACCGUGUAUUUUAGCGACAUUGUUGGGUUUACAGAAAUUGCUGCGGAGAACACUCCCUUAGAAGUUGUCACCUUCCUGAAUUCGAUCUACAAAUUAUUCGAUGCCCGCAUAGAAUGUUACGACGUGUACAAAGUUGAAACUAUUGGCGACUCGUACAUGGUUGCAUCUGGGUUGCCCGUUAGAAACGGAGACAAACACGUAUCCGAAAUAGCAACGAUGGCCCUUGAUCUCUUGGCAGCUUCGUCUGUGUUUCAAGUACCGAAGCGACCCGGGGAACGGCUUCAAAUACGAAGCGGUGCCCAUACAGGACCUGUCGUUGCUGGAAUUGUGGGCAGCAAGAUGCCUCGUUAUUGUCUUUUUGGGGAUACCGUAAAUACGGCUAGUCGUAUGGAAUCAACGGGAGAAGCCCUGAGAAUACAUAUCAGUCUAGAAAUGAAAAAGGCUUUGGAUGCUGUGGGAGGUUUCAAAAUUGUACGCCGUGGCUUAGUCGACGUUAAGGGAAAGGGACUAAUGGACACGUAUUGGCUGGAAUGUAAGGACGGUGGUAUCGCUCGUGCGGCGGAAUUGGAUUUGCCCUCGUUCUUCGAGGACGUGCGACCAGUUUUCAUACGUCGUUUACGAGAGGAAGCUCGUAAAAAUCGACUGUCUCACCCAAAUCUUCAUAUUACACCCGUUAAGCCACCCCCUCAAUCUCAGUCCAGUAUCGAGUCGCAAGACUCUGCGACGUACGAGGGAACUCAAUCGACGACACCCUGUCCCCCGAGUUACUCUCCAAGUCAACGCAGUCGUUAUUCCCAACCGAAUCUACCCACUCUUUUGAUAUCCCACGAAAAGAGAUCCGGAGGUUCGGCCGAUCGACGUAUUAGGAUGUCUCAGCCUACGUUGAACUCCAGCUUCAGCGGCAUCAACUUUGCCGGGAUGAAUCGUAGUUCAAGACUGUCCUACCCGAGCCUUAGGGCAGCUUCCGGGGAUAAUAGUAUUAACGAGGAAGAAAGGUUAUCAGCGAGAAGCGUACAAGGUUUCGGCGGAAGUUCGAGAGGAAGUUGGAUGGAUCAAGGUUCCUCGAGAUUGUCGCAAUCGGACGUGACACGGUUCGUCUUAAGGCAGGACGUACCAGCGAAACGGGACCGUCUCUCUCAAUCUACUCUGGUGAUCGGUGAUUAUCACCCAGGUCGUGGUCAACAGAGAUUAUCCCAACCUUGCCUAAGUACAGGGAAAGAUCUUAAUUUGCCAACAAUGGUUUUUCACUCACCUUCUCCGCCGUCUGUUAAACACAAGAGAUUCUCUCCUGCCAUACAUGCUAGUCAGAGAGAACGACUUUCGCAAUUAGAUAUUGGUGCUAAGUAUAGAAACUUCAAAGAAUCGGCCGCGACGAAAUUUAACAGGGAUAGGUUUUCAAUACCCGAACUGGAAACGCAAAAUGAUCUUAAGUUAUUGAUAGCUGGGACACCGAAGCAGAGGUUUAGUUUAGAUAGCCAAUUGACGCGUAAUCAAGAUGUAACUCGGUCUAGAUUGUUGCCAAUAGCUAGUUCACCUAUCAAUGAACACCAGCAAAGCAAGAUCGAAGAGCAGACAGGAGGAAUCCCAGGAGGUAAACUUAAAAGCCCCACCAGAGAAGGCCUUGGAAGUGUGCUCGUGGCAAGUACAACUCCAAUAUUACCACCGAAUGAAAGAGAAUUGUUGUCAACCGAGUUAAGUAGAAUAACAACUGCGGUUGUUAAUUCGACAACGCAACAGAAGGAUCAAACGACACUUAGGGCGAGCAAACUUCAUAGAUCAGUUUCACCUAUUCCUACUAGGGAAAGAAUGUCAGUGCCUGAAAUAAGAAAUUCGAGUCUACGCCGAUUGCUUGACCCGCCAAUGAGGCAAAGACACAGUAUUACGGGCAAUUUAAGACAGAGUAUAAUCCUUCCAAUUAAGCCUCUCGAUUUUGGCAGGAAAUCGCCGAAGCAUUUGUUCGAAGAAGCCCUGGAAAGAUUUCGAAAGGAUGAAAAAGAAGAAAAUCGAAAGAACGAAAUUUCAAAUUCGGAAACUCUUGUCGAUAUCGUCGAUGAACCUAAACAUAUUCAAAAACAUUACUCGUACACGUAUGAAAGUACCGAUGACAGUUCCUCGAUAUUUGGAAAGAUAAGCAUGUCUGCGAUACCAAAGAAGAAAUAUUUAGAAAGUAAUUUUGAUGAGAAUGAACAAGUAAUUACUACAGUGAUCGAGACGGACGUACCAAUGAUAAUGGCCAAUCCAAAGUAUGUAAAAAAAUCAUCUUAUUCGAGCGAAACCCCAAAAUGGAUUAGAAAAUAUUUAGAAAGCGAAAGUCCGAAAGUAGGAAGAAAGAUGGCAAGCAACAAGGAGAAAACUAACAGAAGGAAUAGUCGGAGGAAAAGCUCUUUGGAAUCGAUGGAAAGCGAGAAAAUUACAGACAAAGUUCGUUCGAAAUCGGUGAGCAGCGGUGAAAGGAGUCCAAUGCUAAGAAACACCGGUAUACAAUCCGAAUUGAAAAAUAUGAAGAAUACAUACGUAAGAAUUGUUCCUUCGAAUAAAACUCAAGAAAACAGAUAUGAAGUAAAGAUAGAGAAUAAUUGGAUCGAUGGAAAUAUUCACGGACUAUAUGGUGAUGAAUGUGAGGAUACGGAUUCCGAUGAUUCCACGUCCAUUUAAAUUAAACUAACGAUACUAAUCGAAUAGAUGAAACAAAGAAAUUUUGUCCAAUUAAUUUAUAAUGAUAUUUGUAAAUUGGUGAGAGAUUGGUGAAAGAAAAAAUUCAUAUUGUGUACUUAAAGCAUAAAAUGCUACGAAUUUUAUGAAAAUUGAUAUUUUCUAGUUACCAGUCAAGGAUAUGUAUUAGAUAACAGUUUGAUUAGCCUAAAGCACAUCUUGGAAACGAAAUAACGAAAACUGAUAUGUCCGAUCCCAAUUUUAUUUUUCUCAUAUUAUCAUAUUUGUAAUGAUCUUUAGAUCUCAAUGUAUUAUUUUCAUUCAAACGAGAAAUUUUAUUUUUAUUAAAAUAAAAUUAAAACAAUUUGUAAAUAUUUGAAUUAAUUCUGUUAUACUUAUUGCUACAUAUAGUUAAGAAAUUCUUAGUAAAAUUCAGGACAUGGUUUGGUAUUUUAUUGUCACUAUUAUUCGUAAUUCGUAUUUAAAAUAUAAAAAUUUUUUAAUGCUUGCUGUGAAUGAAAGAAAAUUUAUCAGAGAAAAUAGUCUAACUAGCUAUCACAUCAAAAACUACAUAAACUGUAUGAAAUGUUCAUUUUCUUGUCAACAUACCACCAACACUCCUACAAUUAUAUAUAUAUAUAUUUAUAGUACGAGUAUCGAGAAAUUUAUAUUUUUUUUCUAUGCUAGUCAUCAAUGAGAUUCGUGUGAAUUUCAUCUCAAAUUCCUAUUAUAUAUAUAACGAAAUAUUUGCCUCAUAAAAAUAUUCCAAAAAAUUUGUAUUUCGCUUGAACAUUACACAAUUAUAUUGAUAUGUAUUACAAUGUUACGAUAUUAUAACAGCAUAACGCAAUCGAUGUAACGUUAUAAUAUCUUAAACUCAGUAUGAAUGUAAUAUAAUACGGUCAUGAAUGUGAAACUUAUCGUGAAAGUUAUCGUUAAUCAUAAAAUUGUUAGUCCUUUAUAUGUCAUUUAAUAUAUGAUUAAAGAUGUUAUAUCAAAGAUAUAAUCAAAGGGAAAAGUAUAUAAAAUGUAUUUAAUUUU
Apis dorsata (giant honeybee) is the source of this 6055-nucleotide messenger RNA. RefSeq lists its product as uncharacterized. Bases 1049 to 5017 code for a protein of 1322 amino acids. Gene Ontology annotation, biological process: intracellular signal transduction; receptor guanylyl cyclase signaling pathway; cGMP biosynthetic process. Gene Ontology annotation, molecular function: guanylate cyclase activity; peptide receptor activity. NCBI's taxonomy places the organism in Eukaryota, Metazoa, Arthropoda, Insecta, Hymenoptera, Apidae. The record is from RefSeq and is a predicted model, not a curated record. The transcript is spliced from 17 exons.